UGUGCAAUGGUGGAGGUGGCAUCAAAUUUUAACUUUGUUAAGGUAUGUCUUGACAUGAUGAGUGCUCAAUUGGAGCUUUUUACAAUGUUCCAAUCAGAAUGGAGGCAACGUUUAUUGGUGUAUGUAGUUAGUCACUGUAUAAGCCUUGAAUCGUAGCACUAUGUAUACGUUAUAUAAAUAAUAUUUUCUUGUCCCUUUCUUUUGGUUUGCAGCAUUGAACAGUAGUUGGGCAUUGAAAGGUAUAUUUUGAUAUUUCACAGUACGUGUCACCAGUUACCAGCAUCAUGAUGUGAAAACGAUGUAGAAGAGCACUUCAACUGUUGUUGAUGUUAAAUGGUAUUAUUUUCAGAAGCUUUGAAUAAAACUUUAAAAGGAUUUUGUUUUUAUUUCACAGGUCCUCAGAAGAAGUCUCUGAUUUUCCCUGAGGAAACUAACAGCAGUUAUGAGAUCCUUCAUCCUGUUAAGCCCAUGAGCCUCACAGCCUUCACACUUUGCAUGCGCCUCGCUUCAGAGUUACCCAACAAACGAGACACUAUCCUGUUUUCCUAUUAUAUGGCAGGAGAUGCACUAAAUCUGUGGAGUGAACCUGGAGUUUUUACUUUGUACUUGCUUAACUCAACUCCUGCAAGUUUCAGGUUUCCUCAGCUCAGCACAUUCUGGACAAAUCUGUGUGUAACAUGGAAGUCAUCAUCUAGAUUGACUACCUUUUGGGUGAAUGGCAGGAGGAGUGUCAGGAAAGUUUAUAGACAGGGACACCAGAUUCAAAAAGGGGGAAGUGUAAUUCUCUGUCAAGAUCAGGAUAGAUGGGGGAGAUCAUUUGAGAGCACUCAAAGCUUUACUGGAGAAAUAACCAACGUUCAUCUGUGGGACUAUGCGCUAUCGUCUGAUGAAAUACUCAGUGCUAGUGAAGGAUAUACUGAGCCCGAAGGAAACGUAAUUGAUUGGAAUUCUGUGGAGUAUGAAGCUAAAGGAAAUGUAUUAAUAGAACCUGUCAAUGACUAGGACUCUAGCAUGUAAUGUUGUUUUUUCUUAAAUGCGGCCAAUGAAUUUUAGUCAUUUUUAUCAUAAUGUUCUUAAAUAAAGAAGUGGCAAGACUUGAAGUUGUGCCAAGAGUUUUAAAAUGUGGGACUGUGUGUUUUCAUCUGAUAAAAUAUAUGCCGGCAAUAAACAACAUGCUUAACCCAAAGGGAAUGUGACUCAUUGGCUCUCUGGAAAUGUUUUAAUAAAAGCAGUUAAUGACAAGGCA
Molecule: messenger RNA, 1246 nt
Organism: Polypterus senegalus (gray bichir)
Lineage: Eukaryota; Metazoa; Chordata; Cladistia; Polypteriformes; Polypteridae
Product: pentraxin fusion protein-like
Exons: 1
Coding region: 334-1002 (222 amino acids)
Source: RefSeq, a predicted model, not a curated record